Molecule: messenger RNA, 449 nt
Organism: Aspergillus saccharolyticus JOP 1030-1
Lineage: Eukaryota; Fungi; Ascomycota; Eurotiomycetes; Eurotiales; Aspergillaceae
Exons: 1
Coding region: 106-408 (100 amino acids)
Source: RefSeq, a predicted model, not a curated record
UCCUCGGAAAUGAGGGAUGAACCGUUCGAGUCAUGCAUUGCGAGACUGAAACUUGCAACAGCGUUUCUGUGCUGAACUGAAGUAUUGUGCUUAUGAGUAUGAUGCAUGGGACCUUGGGCUUUUUUUCCUUUUUUCUUUUCUUUUUCCCCUUCCUUUUGGUGGUUUGAAAGUGGAUCUAUUGUUGUUGGAUUGUCGGCAAGAAAGUGCCGUCGCUGUGGAAAAGAAAGGGCAUUCGGAAACUGGCUCCCACUGAGUGUACCAGAGCCUGGUUGGGUUUCUUCUCUGAGGGCUGGGUCUUUCUCUGGUUCUGGUGUUCUACUAUGUUGGUUUUGGGGUGUGUUUGUUGUACUGUUAUCCUAUCUAUGUGCAGGGUUGCAGAUCCAGCUUCAUAGCUUCAUAGCUGGAUAGCUGGAUAGCUCAAUAGCUCAACCUGGCAGCUUGCGUGGACU